GGAAAAAGGAGAAGCAGAACUCCAAAAUGGCGAUGGACGGUAUGUCCACGUCUCCAUUGGGGCUAACAUACCAUGUUUCUGAUUAUUAUUCGAGAAAACUGGGCCCGAAGCCAGACGUGGUACCGUCUGGUGUUACCGAGAGGAAAGUUGGGCCCAUUGACAAGCCUGACAUGGUUGCAGUGGACGUUAUCAACUUCAAGGACUCGGACACAACGAUACACAGAAAGAAACAAGAGACAGAUACUUACGUUCUGGGCACCAUUCACCCCUUUCGCAAGACACACAAGUCCAUCUUGGGCAAGUUCAUUCAAGAGUUCAAUUUAGUUUCCUCAGACAGACGGUCAUGGAAGAUCCUGCUGUUCGGGGUACUGAAUGUGAUCUGCACGGCCUGCCUGCUGACCUGGUGUAACUCCACCAACAGCAUGGCCUUAACAGCAUACACAUACCUAACCAUCUUUGAUCUAUUCAGUUUGAUCACCUGCCUAAUAAGCUCCUGGGUGAGCAUGAAGAAGCCAAGUCAGGUCUUUUCAUUUGGUUUUGACAGGUUCGAGGUUCUGUCAGUCUUCGCCUCCACCGUAUUGGUCCAACUGGGAGCCCUGUUCAUUCUGAAGGAAAGCGUGGAACGCUUCAUGGAGCAGCCGGAGGUGCACACGGGCCGCCUUUUAGUUGGGACCUUUGUGGCUCUGUUUUUUAACCUGUUGACUCUGCUUUCGGUCAAGAACAAGCCCUUUGUCUACGUCUCGGAAGCCGCCAGCACCAGUUGGCUCCAGGAGCACGUUGCAGACCUGAGUCGAAGUCUGUGUGGGAUCAUCCCAGCACUGAGCAGUUUUCUCUUGCCCCGAAUGAACCCUUUCGUCCUGAUCAAUCUGGCUGGAGCCUUUGCUCUUGGAAUCACCUACAUGCUUAUUGAGAUCAACAACUACAAUGCAGUGGACACUGCUUCCGCCAUGGCCAUCGCCCUUAUGACCUUCGGCACCAUGUACCCCAUGAGUGUGUACAGUGGAAAGGUCCUGCUACAGACCACACCUUCCCAUGUCAUCGGCCAGCUUGACAAACUGCUCAGAGAGGUGUCCACAUUGGACGGAGUUUUGGAAGUCCGGAAUGAACAUUUCUGGACUAUAGGCUUUGGCGCUCUGGCCGGUUCGGUCCAUGUCCGCAUUCGCAGGGAUGCCAAUGAGCAGAUGGUAUUGGCCCACGUGACCAACCGCCUCCACACCCUUGUCUCCACGCUGACCGUUCAGAUCUUCAAGGACGACUGGUCCCGCCCCUUGCUGGUGAGCAGCGUCUUGCCGGCCGGCACGCACAGCCUCUCGGAUUACAUCGGCCCGUCUGGUUUUCUGGGUCCGCCCUUAUCCAAGCAUCCUGAUGAGCCCGAGCCCCUCACCUCCACGCCGUCCAAGCCCAGCAGCCCUCCGCCCGAGUUCUCCUUCAACACUCCUGGCAGGAACAUCCAGCCUGUGGUGCUCUCCAGCACCCAGCAACACAGGCCCUACAGCCUGGGCCUAGCAUACGGCUCCUCGCCAUACGCAGGCAUGCUUGGCCAGGGCUUUGCACAGCCGGCCAGCGGCCUGGGGCUAGGUGUAGGAUUAGGGAUGGGGGCAAGGAUGCCCUCUGUCCAAGGCUACAGGACCUCAUUCAGUGCAGCUCCACAGAGAUAUGGCAGCAAUCCUCUACCUUCACAGAUGAAUCAAUAUAGGCCCUGAUUCGAGUAUCAGAGCAAUUAAUUACCUUGUGGUCCAUAAUGCUGCGUUGACCCUCAGAGGAUGUUGACUAUUAUGACUAUAAUGGAUAUAUAAAUAUAUAUAUAUAUAUUUAUUUAAUAGGACCAAGGCUAUGAGUGGAUGGACUCUGGAUUUUCUAUUUCUGUUCUCUCUCUCUCUUUUUUUAUACUGUUAAGCAGACUACAGACAUAUUGGAACUAUAUGAAAUUUGCUGUUUUCCACUGUCUUUAUUAUAAGAGCACUGUUAAAGUGGCCCAAGAUUUUUGUAUAGUAACUUUUGAAUUCCUCAGAAAGUUAAUCUGGUUAAUUUUGUGCUCACAAAAUGUUGUAUGAUUUGAGCAAGGGUCAUGUAUUUCACAGGGUAUGAUUUAUUGUCUGCUCUGAAUGUUUGGAAAAGGCCAUGUCAAAAAAACAAAAAAAAAACAAGCAUUGAAUUGAAAACAGUGAAUACAUUCAAAUUCUCAUGUAUUAAAAUGUUGGGUAACCUAACUAGAGACUGGUGUGAGAGGAUAUUAUUAUUAGUAAUAGUGAACUCUGCAACUACACAAGCAUGAAAAAUAGUAGACUACUUCCAUUACAGUGUUUAAAGUAAGACCAAACCUAAAAUUAAUCUGUUGUUGUGUGGUGUUUAUUUUUGCAUUGUUCAAGGCCAUUAUUUUCAACGGUAUGUUGCUUCUGAUGCUAUGAGCUGAUGCAGAACUCAAGUGAAUGUCAAUGUUAUUUAUAGGUUUACUAGUAUAUAUUAUACAGUAUUGCAUUUGACCAAACAAGGGCAAGAAUUGAAGACAGUGUUUAAUGUAAUUCAAAAGAACACUUAGUCAAUUUACAAGGUUUUUCCCUGCAGUUAAUCUUGAGCAAAACAUUAUAUUAUUCAAUACUGAGCAGUUCCAUUAUUGCUUGAUUCAUUUUUAGAAUAUGAGCACUAAUGUUUUGCCAUGUGUCUAAAUUCAUGGUGGUGAUGUAGCCAAAGUAUAUAAACUAGUAUUGAGACAUCUUUUUUUUUUUUUUUUUUUUUUUUUUGGCAAAUGAUUUGUUUUUGGGCUUUGUUUAUUCCUUGUCUUUCUAGCUUCCAGCAAGAAUUGGUACAAAAUUGAACUGUCAUCAGUUAUAUUGGCACAGCAAAGGGUAAGUGGUGUAAAGAAGAUAACCUUGUCGAAAAAUACCUUGACAAUUGAUGUGUAGUUUCUGCACAAUGACAGUGCUCUUCUUGUUCGGUCACCCCAACAUUACGCUAAUGCUUUAUAUGGACAUUUGGCAGACGCAAAUGAGGGUUACACAGCUGUUUCAUUUUAGUGUAGAUUUUCUCACUGUAUUUAAGAGUAGUUUUUUUCAUUAACUGGGACCUUAACAUGGACACAUCAACACUGAGUGUUGAUGGACGUCAUGUCACAACACCCCCCGUAAGUGUGCUAUUGAUGCACCAUACCAGCUUCUUUCCUCUGUUCAUCAAAGCAUGUUGGCGCAUGAUUUGGCAUGCUGUUCCUCUCCCAGCGUCUUUUGAGUUGACUGGUUGCAGAGAACAGUUUACUUGCCAGUCUUCUGGGACCCUGCGGCAGAUUCCUCGUGGGGAAGGGAAAGGGUUGUUACUGAUGAUGGUGGUGUCAUUUUGAUACUUCAAGUGGUUUGGAUUGGCAAGCUUUGGUUUGAUUAAAAUAAAUCCUGUUUCGGUUGCUCUGUUA
Molecule: messenger RNA, 3400 nt
Organism: Electrophorus electricus (electric eel)
Lineage: Eukaryota; Metazoa; Chordata; Actinopteri; Gymnotiformes; Gymnotidae
Gene: slc30a6
Product: solute carrier family 30 member 6
Biological process (GO): zinc ion transport; transmembrane transport
Cellular component (GO): Golgi apparatus; membrane
Molecular function (GO): monoatomic cation transmembrane transporter activity
Source: RefSeq, a predicted model, not a curated record